AUGACACUGCUGUUACAAAUAUUUACAAUUGUAUAUGCAGCCCACUUUGUCAUUGGAUUCGCAACCAAUUGGCACAAAAAAUAUAUAUUAGAGACGCAUAACUUUUGUAAUAAUGUUAAUAAUUGGGGUCUGUGUCAUAUAAAGAUGAAUGCCUGUGUAAAAUCCAUUGGAGAUAUGAUGCGCGAAUGUGCUAUGAAUGACGUCUCAAUACCGGAUUCUGCUCAUCUAAUUCCUAGUAUUGAGACAGAUAUUCUCAAAGCUAAGAUUAAGAGGGCAAAACAAACUAAAGGGCUAAUCGAACCACCAAAAUAUUGCAUUACUGGCAGUAUCGACGGUCCUAGUAAUCAUGCCCAAGGAAUACAUAAACUAGUAGAGCAGUAUAACGAAAAUAUGCUAAAUGGUAACGGUAGAAUGGAUUUUUAUGAACCAAGGGGACUUAGGGAAAUUAAUGUAUGGGACAAAGAUAUGACUUUUGAAGUAUUUCCAGUUCUCUUGGAUGAGGGAGCACCUAUAAGUGCAGGCCAAAUAGCAAAAGUGACAUUAGACGAGAGACAUCGCAGUAAACUGAUAGAAUCGAUGCAUUUCAACAAGAUUAUAGGCAUUUGUAUCGCAUUUAUCAAGAACGAUAAUCCACAAGAUCCAAACUAUACCCCAGAACUAGUUGAAUAUGGUUCAAUUUCAGAGUUACUUGACAUUAGUAAUUUGGACAGUGAGGGUGUGAUAAUUAUUCGACCAAUAGAGCGAUUUAAAAUAAUUAAAUUUGAUGCGACCCCUGGAGAUACGCAUAUGAGGGCCACUGUAAAACUCAUAAAAGACCAAUAUCAACCGCUACGCAAUCUAAGUAUUACUCUCGAUAAUAUAAAAGCAUUAUAUUCCCUAUACGACAAAUGCAACUUUCUACAGGAAGAAUACUGCAAGUUAACCGGCAGACUUGAGCAGAUGAAAAGCAUAGCUGAAAGAGAGGAUUUUAAUAGCAAGGUCGAUGGAAUGAUCUCACACAUUGAAUUCGAUCCUAACGAUCCUAAUUUGUUUACAUAUAAGGAAGUUUCACAAACCAGAAUGAGAAUCUUCGAGAUAAUCAGUUUUUGUGCCAUGGAAUUUCAUUGCGACGAGAACACUAGGAUUUGGGCCAGCAGGAUCACAAACACGGAAGAGAGAUUAAUUGCGGUUAGAUUGGUUUUGGAAAAGAAAAUGGCUGCCUUAAAAGCAGCCAUUGAACGAUUAAUUAGUGAGAAUAGGGAAAAUGCAACUUAA
Messenger RNA from Babesia microti strain RI, 1254 nucleotides. RefSeq names its product conserved Plasmodium protein, unknown function. Lineage: Eukaryota; Apicomplexa; Aconoidasida; Piroplasmida; Babesiidae. Bases 1 to 1254 code for a protein of 417 amino acids. The record is from RefSeq and is a predicted model, not a curated record. The transcript is spliced from 4 exons.